CUCACACGUACAGAAAUAUGUUUAUUUUAAUCUUCGCCGGGUUACUCGUGGACGGUGUGUUCGGUGUUACAGGUGAAGUGAAGUCAGUGUUCGUGAUGGAGGGAGAGUCUGUCACUUUAUACACUGAUGUUACUGAAAUCCAGAAAGCUGAGCUGAUACUGUGGACGUUUGGAUCUGACAACACUCGUAUAGCUCAGAUCAACAGACAGGUCAACAAGGUCUCAUUAUAUGAUGAUGUUCUUGAUGGGAGAUUCAGAGAUAGACUGAAGUUGGACAAGACUGGAUCUCUGACCAUCACAAACACCACAACUGAACAUGCUGGAGAUUAUGAACUACAGACCUUUGGUGGAAAUGAGGUCCCACCGAGGAAAUUCAGUAUUAUUGUUUCUGGUCCUCUGCCUGUUACUGUCAUCAUCAGUAACUCUUCACACUGUUCUUCAUCAUCAUCAUCAUCAUCAUGUUCAGUGGUGUGUUCAGUGGUGAAUGUGUGUGAUGCGACUCUCUCCUGGUACGCAGGAAUGAGUGUAUUGUCCAGCAUCAGUGCGUCUGCUCUCAGCAUCAGUCUCUCUCUACCUCUGGAGGUGGAAUAUCAGGAUAAAAACCCCUACAGCUGUGUGCUGAACAAUCCCAUCAGCAACCAGACCACACAUCUGGACAUCAACACACUCUGUCACACAUGUGGAGCAGCAGGUUUGUCUGCAGGUGCAAUAGCGCUGGUGUGUGUGUGUGCUCUGGCUCUGGCUGGAGUUGUGUGUGGUAUUUACUGUUACCAUCGACACAAGAUGCUUAAACGGGCAGAUCAAGACGGGGAAACAUAUAAAGAGGACAGUUGUUCACAAAAUGGAGCAGUUCCUUUGCUGGCUGUGGAGACAGACGGCGGGGACAUGUCUAAUCAGAAGAGAGAUUUACAAAAUAGUGUGUUUGUUAAGGAGGAUAAGAUCACGUCAGUGUCAGUGAUGGAGGGACAAUCGGUCACGCUACACACUGAUGAUGCUGAAAUACAGGGAAUGGACAUGAUAUGGUGGAAGUUUGCGGAUUCCAAAAAACACAAUGCUAAAUUUGUUGUCAUAGCAACACUGAAUAAAACAAACAAUGAUGAACUUCCAUUUAAUAAAAAAAUUCUCAAAUUCAAAGACAGUUUGAAACUGGACCACAACAGCGGAUCUCUCAGCAUCACGAACAUCACAGCUAAACUCUGUGGACAUUAUAAACUCCACAUCACCAGCGAGGGACACAUGAGCAUUCAUACAUUCAUUGUGGCUCAUGUUCCAUUGAAUAGAGAGCGGACCAUAAGCCGGAGACAAACCUGCCCUUGAUUACAGUAUAUA
This is a messenger RNA of Rhinichthys klamathensis goyatoka, 1328 nucleotides long. RefSeq lists its product as uncharacterized. The record is from RefSeq and is a predicted model, not a curated record. Lineage: Eukaryota; Metazoa; Chordata; Actinopteri; Cypriniformes; Leuciscidae. The transcript has 9 exons. Bases 18 to 1316 code for a protein of 432 amino acids.